Molecule: messenger RNA, 2222 nt
Organism: Aplysia californica (California sea hare)
Lineage: Eukaryota; Metazoa; Mollusca; Gastropoda; Aplysiida; Aplysiidae
Product: translation initiation factor eIF-2B subunit gamma
Exons: 13
Coding region: 196-1662 (488 amino acids)
Biological process (GO): cytoplasmic translational initiation; biosynthetic process
Cellular component (GO): eukaryotic translation initiation factor 2B complex; guanyl-nucleotide exchange factor complex
Molecular function (GO): guanyl-nucleotide exchange factor activity; translation initiation factor activity
Source: RefSeq, a predicted model, not a curated record
UGAGUUAGUUCCGGGUUAUUGAAGAGAACUCAUUUAUGAAAGUGAUCACAAACUUUCCGGCACAGUGAAAUAUGGUUACUGCUGGAAGGGGAACUGGAUGAUGAAACUGAAAUUCUUGCAAUAUUGAAAUAAACAAGACCACAACAGGGUCCUCUCUUCAAAUUUAUGAAAAGGAUUUAGUCUCUUGUAUCAACCAUGGCUAAUACAGGAGACUGCUGUGCCAUCAUAAUGGCUGCAGGCUCAGGAUCGAGGAUGACUGAUCUGACCAACCAGUGUCCAAAGGCCUUGCUACCUGUGGGUCGAUUUCCUAUGAUAUGGUACCCUAUACGCUCUCUGGAGAAGGCAGGGUUUUCAGAUAUUGUGAUUAUUACAAGGAAAAGCUGGGAAAAACAAAUGCACAGCAUCUUGAGCGACAAGUCUGUGCCAAUUUUGGCAAGGCUUGAGAUAGUUAGCAUUCCGGACUCAGAAGACUUGGGCACAGCAGAUUCCCUGAGGCGUGUGGCUCCAAAAGUGAAGACAACGGCAUUGGUUGUGAGCUGUGAUCUUAUAUCGGACUGCGACCUCACAGACUUCAUGUCGGUGCACAGAAAACAUAACUCUUCCAUAACUGUCAUGUUGUCCCAGCUCCCUACCAGCAUUGUUGCAGAAACAUUGGUGCCAGGUUUCAAAUCAAAGCAGAAAAACGCAGCAUCUGAAAAAAUCUCUAUUGGAUUUGAAUCAAACAAUGAGGACCACAUUUUGUUUUGGAGGUCCCAGAUUGACAUGGAUUCUGAGUACUUGUCCCUGUCCAAAAGAUUCUUGGACAGGUUCCCCUGCACAAGAAUACAAAGCAAGUGGACUGACUGCCAUGUGUAUAUGAUAAACAAGUUUGUCAUAGAAUAUCUGAUUAACAGAAGUGACAUCAACUCCCUGCAAGGCGAGCUACUCCCCCAGGUUGUGAAAAAACAAAUGUCCACUCUGGUGAAAGACAAGUCGCAUGAGGAAGCGGACAUGACCACCACCGAGGAAGCUGAUAUGACCUCCGCCGAUGCUGAUAAUAAACCAGAGAAGAGGAAAGAUCUCAUUGACUACGUUGCAGGAUGUGAGUUUGACCUGACAAGGGAGGCAAAUUUCCUGUCCCUAACUAGCAGCAAUUUUGGUGCAAGCCCAGACAGCCCACAGAAGGACUUGAUCCGGUGCUAUGCAUACAGACAAACAGCAGGCUUCUGUGUGAGGGCUAACACCAUUGCAGCUUAUUUCGAAGCUUGUAAACAGAUCCCUCGACUGAUGCUCCAGUUUCUUGACAACAAGAGCAAAGGGACCAUGCCACCUGUGCCAGAGUCCACCUCAAUCAAGCCAAAGUCACAGGUUGGAGCAGAUUGUCUUCUUGGUGAAAAUGUUGAGAUCGGAGAGAAGGUUUCUAUCAAGAAAUCCGUCAUCGGAAGACACUGCAAGAUUGAUGAUAAAGUCAAGAUUACGAAUUCCAUCAUCAUGGAUCAUGUCACUAUUCUAGAAAGUUCAAACAUCAGUAACUGCAUCAUUUGUGACUCUGCUAAAAUUGGAGAUAAAUGUGAGCUCAACAGCUGCAUUGUUGGUCAGAAGCAGAGCAUUUCUACAAUGUCCAAGCAUGCAAAUGAGGCCCUAAGUUCGGUUACCCAGAUGAUGGAGGUGGCACUAGAAUGACAAUCGGAGACUCUGUGUGGUGUGAAGAAGUCUGUCUUGUGGUUUUGCAUCAUCCUACCUCUCUGCAUGAUGCCCUGCUUAUGCCUUUGGAGCGUCAGCGCUAGUGGACGACUCUGAGGACUUGUGUUUGUCUUUUGGGGAGCUCGGGGGUAAAUGUCCAUUAGCAAUUAGGGGAGAUUAGCUUUUGGUCAAUCAUAGUCAAGUUCAAAGUUGCUGAUUGACAGCACCAGUGGAAACAACAAUCUUCAUAGAACCCUUUUAUCUGAAGUUUCUAGUUGCACAACUGUUAUAGGCAUAGUGCAGUUAUAAGGGAGAGUUGACCAUUUUCUCUCAUUGGGAAAUAUAAGAUUCUAUAUAAACUUGAAAAUGUAUAGAGCAGAACAUCAUGAUGAUUUUAUAGCCUUGAAGUAGUAUCAAGAAUGCCUGAGAAUAACAGAAAUGAUUGCUUUAGGACUGGAAUGGAUGUUAAAAUGCAAUUAGUUAUUUUUCUUUUAGAUCUUUUCUGGAGGUUUUGUGUGCUUGAUCAGGUUGCAUGAUGUAAUAAACACUGGAAACGCGUA